AUGGGUAACGUAUCGAUUAGACGAUUUAUUGGAUGGAAAGGCCUGAUGGUAAGAUAUUCACUGGAAGAAACCUGGAAUGCUGUACUGAGCGUGAACAGAUGUCGAGGAAGUGGUGAAACUGCUAGAGAGACGGCGAAGAUACAGAUGACCGUACUGGGGGUGGAUCGUCUUGGUCAUGAAUCUUUGAUGGAUAAUUUCACAACGCAAGAAGGCUGGAGAAACGAUGUUGGAGAAAAAAUCAAGGAAAGAAGCAGAGAGAAACAGAGAGAGGUCGAUAGAUGCGAGUUUCAUCCUGUUUGGAACGAUACGAUGCGUGUGGAUACUAGAUGUGCUGCUACCGAGGACCGUGUGAGAUUGACAUGGAGUUUGAUGUUAAACUUACGAUUAUCAUCAGGAGAAGAAGGCAAGAUGUGCUUCACUGGAUGCCUUUUCAGAGUAGUAGACGCUGCAACUCUCAUGGUCUGUUAA
This is a messenger RNA of Botrytis byssoidea, 468 nucleotides long. RefSeq lists its product as uncharacterized. The transcript is spliced from 2 exons. Bases 1 to 468 code for a protein of 155 amino acids. The record is from RefSeq and is a predicted model, not a curated record. NCBI's taxonomy places the organism in Eukaryota, Fungi, Ascomycota, Leotiomycetes, Helotiales, Sclerotiniaceae.